AUGGCCAAACCGACAGCAAUGGCCGUAGACGCCCUUCCGAGGUUCCUGCUUCCUAGACUCAGCUGGACUGGUCCUGCGACAGCAUCCCAAGCCCUACGGCCUGUUUCGGCACUCCCUCCGAGCUCGCGCCGUCGGAUGCACACCCGAACCAGUGCUUUCCACGAUUCGAAUUUACCAUCCAGAUGCCGCAGCAAUGGCUUCAAGACCGAGCGCGCCUCUAUACUGGCGAGCCCGGGCCUCACGAGGUCCUUCCAUGCGACUCCUUCAAGGCAAAGAGACCACCACUUUGAUACCUUGAAGUUCGUCCAGCGGAUGAAGAGCGAGGGCUUCACGGAAGUGCAGGCCGAGGCCACGAUGAAGGUCCUGAACGAUGGCAGCAUACAGAACCUCACCCGAACCAUGGUCCUCCGCGAAGACGCCGCCAAGGCGACCUACACCCAAAAGGUCGACUUUGCCAAGCUGCGCUCCGAACUCCUGUCCGCCGAUAGCACCGAGUCGAGCACGACGCGCGCGUCCCACGAGAAGCUCGGCAACGACAUUGCGAAGCUGAGCUCCCGGCUGCGCGACGAGAUCGGCAGGACGCAGGCCAGUGUCCGCCUGGACCUGAACCUGGAGAAGGGUCGCAUCCGCGAGGAGGCUGUCGGCCAGGAGCUCAAGAUCAAGGAGACGGAAACAAAGAUUGAGCAGGAGGUGGCGGCGCUGCGCGAGAAGCUUGAGCAGGUCAAGUUCCAGACGCUGCAGUGGCUGAUGGGAGUGUGUACCGGUUUCGCCGCUCUGCUUCUUGGUGCCUGGAGAGAUCACAUCAGUCAUGCCUCCCAAUCCUGUGAAUCGAGCAACACCAUCAACGAUAUGGAUAUAGAACCUGAAGACCCGACGACCUACAGCUGGGCCUUCGGCGCGUACGAGAGAGUUGGCCCGGAUACAGGGGCUUUGAAGCUCAGCGGAGCUUCUUUUGACGUCAAGGUAAGACGAGACCCUUGGAAGAAGGAACAGCCGCUGCCUCGCGAGUACGAUUUUCUAAGUGAAGAUGCUGAUGCCUCUGGCCUCAUCAUGAGCUUACUCGUGACGGGAACCUUCCCUAAACAUCCGCAUGCCAGUGUUCGAUCGGCGUCCGACAUGACUACCGAACUCAUCUACGUCAUUUAA
Messenger RNA from Colletotrichum lupini, 1146 nucleotides. RefSeq lists its product as uncharacterized. Gene Ontology annotation, cellular component: mitochondrion. The transcript is spliced from 4 exons. Bases 1 to 1146 code for a protein of 381 amino acids. NCBI's taxonomy places the organism in Eukaryota, Fungi, Ascomycota, Sordariomycetes, Glomerellales, Glomerellaceae. The record is from RefSeq and is a predicted model, not a curated record.